AUGCCGGAGACAAACAUGGCAAUCACCUCUCUUCUUGUUGUUCUUAAAUUCUUGAUGAUCUUGUUUUCUGCUGGUUGGGUUUUACUCUGGCUUCUUAAGCCCACCGAAGUAUGGACAAGAAAAUGGAAAGAAGCUGAAGAAAGUGCAACUGCUACAGUGUUCGGAUAUAAUGGACUUAAUUUUGCUGUAUAUACAUUUCCAGUUAUUGCUCUUGCAAUGGCAGGAAUUAUCUACUUGGAAUUAACACGAAAGGAACCAAGAAGCAGACAAACGAGAAGUCCAGCAAAAGCUCUCUCAAAUCCACUGAUAGUCAAUAGCUAUUUGGGCGUCAUCUCUGCAAUUGAGAUUCUCACUGUGUUACUCUUUAUCCUCUCCUUGGCAUGGACCUUUUACUCUCGUGUCUCAAAUGACUUCAACAAAAUGGUUCCCAUGAAAAACUUGAAACUGAAUACCUGGCAAUACAAGUCCUAUAGGGUUUCAAUAAGCGGAAGCCUGCCUAGCACUGCUUCUUCUGCCUAUUCUGAGGGCUUGGCCAUAUUCCAAUUAUUGGGCGUCCAGUUUGAGGCCUCUGUAAGAUACCAUGUCUGGCUUGGGACUACAAUGAUACUUUUUGCCUUCUUGCAUGGUGCAGGCAACAUUUUCAUGUGGGGUAAAACAGGCCGAAUAUACCUGGCUGGUGAGAUUACUCUUGUCACGGGGCUGGUCAUUUGGAUCACAUCACUGCCACAAAUAAGAAGGAAAAAGUUUGAAGUCUUCUACUACACACAUCAUCUGUACAUAGUAUUUUUAUUAUUCUUCUUGUUUCAUGGUGGUGAUAGGCACUUCUAUACGGUUUUCGCCGGGAUUUUUCUCUUCAGCCUUGAUAAGCUGUUCCGGAUCAUUCAGUCAAGGCCUGAAACAUGCAUAGUUGCUGCUCGAAUCUUCCCCUGCAAAGCUAUAGAGCUAAUUCUGCCCAAAGACCCAAGAUUGGUGUAUACCCCAACAAGCACAAUUUUCAUCAAAAUACCUAGCAUAUCUACCUUACAGUGGCACUCCUUCAGUAUAUCUUCCAGCUCAAAUAUUGAUGAACACACCAUGUCUGUUAUAAUCAGAUGCGACGGAUGGUGGACGAGCUCUCUUUACAGCCUAGUUCAAGCUGGUCCAGGGUCUCACGAUAAGCAGAUGAAGUGUCUCCCAGUUGCAGUUGAAGGGCCUUAUGGACCUGCUUCCCUGGACUUCCUGAGAUAUGAUAGUCUACUCUUGAUUGCUGGAGGAAUAGGGAUAACCCCAUUGCUGAGCAUUUUGCAUGAAAUUGACUCUAUCAGGAAUGGUAGCAUAGGGAGGUUUCCUGCACAAGUACAGCUCAUUUAUGUUGUGAAGAAGUCCCAAGACAUAUGCCUUUUAGAUUCAGUUCUGCCUUUACUGCUGAAACAGGCAUCAGAACAAUUCCAUCCUAAAGUCAAAGUUUUUGUAACCCAAGAGCAAUCUAGUGCAACCAAAGGAGAGAUCCUUGACGAGUUCUCUCGGAUCGAAACAACUAAUUUCGACAGACAAUAUUCCAAUUACGCCCCUCAAAAAAUUGGGAAUUCUCUCUUCGUGGCUGCCAUUGUUGGCUUUUCUUCAAUCAUGUUCAUCAUCCUUCUCAGUUUGCUUCAACCGUGCUUCUCUUCACACGGGCAAGAAGAAGGCCUCUAA
Messenger RNA from Thlaspi arvense, 1674 nucleotides. Lineage: Eukaryota; Viridiplantae; Streptophyta; Magnoliopsida; Brassicales; Brassicaceae. The record is from the annotation of a GenBank genome assembly.